AUGGCGCCAGUGGGAUGUUCCCAGAGGAUGACUGCGUUCCUGCAGUUGCCGAUGCCAUUUUUCCCAAGGGAAUGGGAGCACGCAAGAAGGGAGCACUCUUGGAGGCAGCUCAGCCUUGCCCAUCACUUCAUCACGGCGACGGCGUGCCAGGAGGCAGACUACGGCUGGAUGAUCCGGCACUACUGCCUGAAGCAGUUCCAGCUCAGCAUGGAGGGCAUCGGGCAGCGGCUCUGGUGUGACUGGGACGAGACUGUGGGCACCUACGGGGAGCUGACGAACUGCACGGCACUGAUCGCCGAGAGGCUCGACUGCUACUGGCCCAACCGGCUGGUGGACGAGUUCUUCGUGGCCGUCCAUAAGCAGUACUUCAGGAACUGCUCCCCGUCUGGCCGGGCACUGCAUGAUCCCCCCAAUGGCAUCCUCUGCCCCUUCAUCCUGCUGCCCGUCCUUGUCACCCUGCUGAUGACUGCGCUGGUGGUGUGGAGGAGCAAACGCAGCGAGGGCAUUGUGUAG
Messenger RNA from Haliaeetus leucocephalus (bald eagle), 513 nucleotides. RefSeq names its product receptor (G protein-coupled) activity modifying protein 1 (gene RAMP1). Bases 1 to 513 code for a protein of 170 amino acids. The record is from RefSeq and is a predicted model, not a curated record. Gene Ontology annotation, biological process: receptor internalization; cellular response to hormone stimulus; G protein-coupled receptor signaling pathway. NCBI's taxonomy places the organism in Eukaryota, Metazoa, Chordata, Aves, Accipitriformes, Accipitridae. Gene Ontology annotation, cellular component: membrane; signaling receptor complex; cell surface. The transcript is spliced from 3 exons. Gene Ontology annotation, molecular function: coreceptor activity.